AGCAACAAUGACUUCAGCUCAGCGUUUGAGAGAGUUAAUCAACGAGCGACUAACUGCUGCUGCUGAAGAAAUAUUCCGAGAUUUUCAAACAACUAUCUCAGAGUACGAAGAAGAGAUCAACCGUCAGCGCAGACUGCUGGAUAUCGUUUGGAAACCUGAAAUAAAGUUACACAGAAUAGAGCUCCCACAGCAACAUGUCUAUGAGGAGGAGGAGGUUCUCACUGACCAGCAGCUCUGUGACCAGGAGAGGAACUCAAGUCUGGACCAAGAGGAACCAGAGCCUCCACAGAUUAAAGACGAACCAGAGGAACCAGAUGAAGAUCAGACUCUGGACUUGAGUCCUGAUGCAACUCAGAUUGACAAGUCUACCACUUUAAAGAUUCACAAUAAUACUUUGACAGGGAAACAGUGUUUUGAAUGUGACACUUGUGGGAAAUCAUUUGUGGUCAAGGCCAAUUUGUUCAGACAUCUCAAAGUCCAUACAGGUGAGAAGCCAUAUACAUGUGACACUUGUGGGAAAAAAUUCUCUAAGCUGGACAAAUUAAAAGUUCACAAGAGAGUCCAUACAGGUGAGAAGCCUUAUCCAUGUAACACUUGUGAAAAAAGAUUCUCUAAUCUAGACAACUUAAAAGUGCACAUGAGAACACACACAGGUGAGAAGCCGUACCCAUGUAACACUUGUGAAAAAAGAUUCUCUAAGAAGGACAGCUUAACAGUGCACAUGAGAACACACACAGGUGAGAAGCCAUACAAUUGCAAAACUUGUGGGGAGAAGUUCAGACAUACUCAGCACUUGAAGAUUCACAUGAGAACACACACAGGUGAUAAGCCGUAUCCAUGUAACACUUGUGAGAAAAAAUUCUCUACGCAGGACAGCUUAAAAGUGCACAUGAGAACACACACAGGUGAGAAACCGUACAAUUGCAAAACUUGUGGGAAAAAGUUCAGACAUAAUCAGCACUUGAGUAAACACAUGAAAACACACACAGGUGAGAAACCGUAUCCAUGUGAUACCUGUGGGAAAAGAUUUUCUCAGAUCAACGCAGUAAAAAAACACAUGAGAACACACACAUGAGAACACACAGGUGAGAAGCCAUACAAAUGUAAAACGUGUGGGACAAAGUUCAGAUAUGAUUGUCA
Scomber scombrus (Atlantic mackerel) is the source of this 1140-nucleotide messenger RNA. Its product is annotated as zinc finger protein 239-like. Lineage: Eukaryota; Metazoa; Chordata; Actinopteri; Scombriformes; Scombridae. The transcript is spliced from 4 exons. Gene Ontology annotation, biological process: regulation of transcription by RNA polymerase II. The record is from RefSeq and is a predicted model, not a curated record. Bases 8 to 1075 code for a protein of 355 amino acids. Gene Ontology annotation, cellular component: nucleus. Gene Ontology annotation, molecular function: DNA-binding transcription factor activity, RNA polymerase II-specific; RNA polymerase II transcription regulatory region sequence-specific DNA binding.